UAGAUGCGUGCCUUUAGCUGCAGAGCUUGUGCGGAGCUAAAUACUGCACGAUGCCUCUGCAAAAUGAACUUCCGUGCAACGGUAUCGGCAGUCCCCAUAUCCGAAACCGUGCGUGGGGGACAAGUAGGGCAAUAUUCGGUUUAUACAAUGAAUUUUAGGUGGACUACCCUCCCCCCUCUCUCCCAGCUGGACAACAACUAAGGAUCCUCCUCCACCUUUCAAAUCCUUAUACUGCUGAGUUACCCUCUUCUCCCUAUGGGCUUCUCUCAGUCAAACAGCUCCUGGUCACUACAAUUACUGGCUGCUACAUGGCCUGAGAGCUCCCACAGUGCAAAGUCCUGUCAGCUCAGCAGCACUCUGAGCUGGUAAAACAUUUGUGCAUGCCAUCAUACAGUCUCUAAUACAGGCCACUGGCAGUCAUGUGCCUCCAAGACUGGAGAAACCCAAAAAGGCCAAAGCUGACAAGAAAGAAAGCAGCACAGCUCACGGUCAGUCAGGUGAUGCUCUGUCUGUCUCUGAUGUUUACGCUGUAUGUUGGCGUCACCAGUGGUCGAUGUUCCAGGCUGCGCUCCAGGGAGAUGUUGUGCGGAUCUGAACUGGUGGAUAUGCUGCAAUUCAUAUGUGGCACUAGAGGCUUCUAUGUCAGUAAACCUGGCUCCAUCCGCAGCCGUUCCCGACCUGGUAUAGUGGACGAAUGUUGCUUCUGUGGCUGCAGCGUUUCUAUACUGGAAUCUUACUGCGCUGCUCCAAUUACUAACACCACCGGCAAAGAAGAACAAAGAACUUAGGGUCCAGUUUGUCUUACUUGAGUCCGAAGAUGAUUUCAGGAUGAUCACCAAAAUCCAGCUAUAGAGACUUUUGCUAUCACGGAAAAGUGCAAUAAAUGGGAAUAAAUCUCAUCAAUUGAAGGAAAAAGACAAUUCCCGAGUGAUGAAGCUGUGUCGGCCAUAAUCCCAUGCUGUCGACAGCUAGCUGUGAUAUAUUAUACAGGUGUAUGGACUUGUGAUAUGAAUGCUGAUUACCGGUUAAGGAGCAGCCUAGACACCAGCAAUGUUCUGUACACCCUCCAACAUCAUUAAAGAAGAAAUCGGUACAAAUUUAAAAAGGGGGCAUGGCCAUGUGUAAAUGGGGGCAUGGCCACGCGGCGCUGCCAUAAGAAUUUAUAGUACAAGUGAGACACUGAAAAUCGGUACAUAGCCCUUUUUGGCCAGUACAGACCAUAAAAAACGGUACUGUACCGGACAAAAAGGUACAGUUGGAGGGUAUGGUUCUGUUCCAAGUAUGUGGAAGAGAUAUGGAAUGUUGUCAUUCCAUCCCAUUGUAAUGUUAGAUGCUACACCCUGACUUCCAGUCAUCCCGUCCUUUACCCGCUACCAUUAUUUCCCCUAUUCCCCUAUGCCUACAUUUCACAGCUUUUAUUAAAUUAGACUUUCCAUAACAUUAUCAUAACUUGUUCAUAAAAAAAAAUUCUUGAUAGUAAACAUAAAACGUGAAGGAUCAAGGUGAACCAUUCUACAUACCCAACCAAUAUUAGUGAUGGAUGAAUAGGCUACAUGUAGAUGAUAUUGGUUAAGUAUGCAGAAUGGAUGUCUCCUCAAUUUCUAGGUGACAGGCCCAUUUUAAUUAAUGCCAUUUUAAUGUUAAAGUUUGUUUUCACAUGAUGCUAAUUAUGUACACUGUUUAUAUGCACAGUUCAUAAAUACAUACAAUUAUAUUGUCAUAUAUAUAAUGAAUUUACACAAUUUAGAGUAAAAUGUAUAGAGUACUUCCAGUCUUUUCAUCUCAUACAAGAAAAUACACAAAUAAAGGGGGUCAUUCCCAGUUGAUCGCUCGCUAGCUAGUUUUAGCAGCCGUGCAAACGCUAUGCCGCCGCCGCCCACUGGGGAGUGUAUUUUAGCUUAGCAGAAGUGCGAACGCAUGUGCAGCCGAGCUCUGCAAAAAUAGUUUGUACAGUUUCUGAGUAGCUCUGAACCUACUCAGCGCUUGCGAUCACUUCAGCCUAUUCGUGUCCGGAUUUGAUGUCAAACACCCGCCCAGCGAACGGCCAGCCAUGCCUGCGUUUUUUCAGACACGCCUGCGUUUUUGCAAACCCUCCCUGAAUACGGUCAGUUAACACCCAGAAACGCCCCCUUCCUGUCAAUCUUCUUGUGGCCAUCAGUGCGACUGGAAACUUAGCUAGAACCUGUGCAAGACAACAAAUGCCUUUGUACACAUACGCCGAGCGUGCGCAUUGCGUUGCAUACGCAUGUGCAGAAAUGCCGCUUUUUAGCCUGAUCGCUGCGCUGCAAACAACGGCAGCUAGCGAUCAACUCGGAAUGACCGCCAAAACCUGUUGGCCAUUGGUUUAGGAUCUGCUAAUAUACUGUAGGUCAUGCAGCACAGAACAGCAUGUCAGACAUCCUUCUUAUACUUAUAUAUUGAGCCCCCAUUCUGUGCAGAGAAUUUUUGUUACUUAUGAGACUGCAAGAAACAUUACUUGAUGACAUCUGCACUGUCAAACAGCCAUCUUAAGUAGCUUUUCUUUUUUUUUUUUUUAAAAGAGAUCUGUUAUCAGCAAUGGUUUGGAACAAUUAAUGUUUUACCUCCCCUGUAACAAAUUGUUAAAAAAUGUGUAUGUAGUUUGUGUUUUGUUUUGCUGGGGUUUUGUUUUAUAUAAAAAUUUGUUGAGACAUUUCCAGGAAACAUCCGAUUAAUAUGACAUUCUGUUCCUUUUCUUACAUACUACUUAAAGGGAAAUAAUUGUACAUAGCAACAGGGAUCCGCAUAUUGCAGAGGUGAGGUUUUUUAUGCAUAUGCUAAUUGCAUUAAUUGCUUCAAACUGGCAUCUAUUAGUGUGAGUGAAUUAGAACACGAGGUUAGGCAUCUAUUAUGUUUUAGAUUGGAGUUUGCAAUAUCCAUAUCUAAAAUACAGCAAUUACUGUUUGUACCAUUAUUAGCUUGCGCUAAAAUGUUAAAGAAACCCGUAAAGUAUUCUCUAUUCUCUAUUCGCUAUGUAUAUUAUUUAGCUUAGCAAUACACAGGCUUUGAUAAUGUGCACUAGUCGCUCUUCUGAUUGAAAUGAUGGUAAAACAUAGAGUAGAAAUAAAAGUGCAAUUCUUUUUCAA
This is a messenger RNA of Pseudophryne corroboree (corroboree frog), 3104 nucleotides long. Its product is annotated as insulin-like growth factor III. The record is from RefSeq and is a predicted model, not a curated record. Lineage: Eukaryota; Metazoa; Chordata; Amphibia; Anura; Myobatrachidae. The coding region runs from base 420 to 788 and encodes 122 amino acids. Gene Ontology annotation, biological process: positive regulation of peptidyl-tyrosine phosphorylation; positive regulation of insulin receptor signaling pathway; positive regulation of glycogen (starch) synthase activity. Gene Ontology annotation, molecular function: protein serine/threonine kinase activator activity; growth factor activity; insulin-like growth factor receptor binding. The transcript is spliced from 4 exons. Gene Ontology annotation, cellular component: extracellular region.